This is a messenger RNA of Diversispora eburnea, 1245 nucleotides long. Lineage: Eukaryota; Fungi; Glomeromycota; Glomeromycetes; Diversisporales; Diversisporaceae. The record is from the annotation of a GenBank genome assembly.
AUGUGGUCAAGAUAUUUUUUGAAUGUGAGGAGACAAACAACUUUUUCGACAUCACCCCCGACAACACCUCCGACAACACCUUCGACAAAGCCUCUGACAACGGAACCACCUCAUAUAACAACACAUAAAAAAACAAAAGGACCUCGUGGAAAAUCAAGUGCAGACACAUUAAGUCCUAGAGCUAUACUAAUAUUAAAAAGUUUAUCAGUAGCAUUUGUUGGGGCGGGAAUAGUAUUUUCCAUAUAUUUAGGACGACCGUUUGAUGGUGAUCGGGAAAAUCAGUAUAAAGAUUUAAGCAAGUUGACAGCAUGGUAUAAACGAUUUCAAGCACAUAAAUUAUUACCAGAUAAAAAUUCGUUACCCAAUUAUUCACCAUAUACUUUAGUAAUUAAUUUAGAUCAAACACUUAUUUAUUCAACUUGGGAUGUGAUUGAUUAUUUUUUAUUUGUGGCAUCAAAUCUUUUUGAAGUUGUUAUUUUUACUUCACAACCUUCUUAUGUGAAACAAAUUCUUAUGAAACUUGAUCCACUUGCUAUGGUUCCUUUACGACUUUAUAGAGAAUCGACGAGAUAUGUAGAAGGAAAGAUUGUUAAGGAUCUUUCUAAAUUAAAUAGGGAUCUUUCUAAAGUAAUAAUAAUGGAUUCUAAUCCUGAUGCAUAUUCACUGCAACCAGAAAAUGCUAUUGCAAUUCCUCCAUGGAAAGGAGAUCCCAAUGAUACUUUUUUGAUCGAUAUUAUUCCAUUCCUUGAACAUUUCACAUUAUUAUCACCAUAUGAAAUUCACGAUGUUAGACCAAUAUUAAAACUAUUCCAAGGAAAAGAUGUUCCCAAGGCGUACGCUGAAUGGGAAGAACAAUGGAAAAAACAAAGACAAAUGGAAUAUGAAAAGGCUAAAAAGGAAAAGAAAGGUUUAGCAAGUUUUGUUUCCGCUAUUGGAUUUGGUUCAACGCAAGAAAUUCCUCCAUAUCAACAAGCAUUAUUACAUCGUCAAAUGGCGCACGAUGGAUUACUUCAACAUUAUAAAUCUUUAAAAGAACAAAGUCCAGAGUUACAACGCGCUAUGAAACAAGAUAUGGAUAAUUAUGAGAAACAAAUUGCAGAAAGGAUGAAAGAACAAAAAAUGACACUUUGGCAAUUAGCAACACAAGGACCUCCACAAAUAUUAUAUACAGGAAUGCAAGAACAACAACAACAAUCAGAUUAUCAAAAUUAUCAAACUUCUCCUCAAUCGUCAGCAUCACAAUAA